AUGUCUUCACCAAACUUCCUCGAGUCCUCGCCAGUCUCUCUCAGCUCACAGCGUCGCCGCAAGUCUGCAUUCACGUACCGGCACUUGGCUCAACUCGCAUCCUCUGCUACCUCAUGUCCGUUGCGUGUCAUCGCUCACAUCGACCUCGAUGCCUUCUAUGCUCAAUGCGAAAUGGUCCGCUUGGGUAUACCAUCGGACAAACCUCUCGCCGUUCAACAGUGGCAGGGUCUUAUCGCAAUCAAUUACCCAGCGCGCGCCUUCGGUCUAAAUCGGCACGUAACCAUCACUGAGGCAGUCAAGCAGUGCCCCGACCUGAUCAUGCAACACGUCGCUACUUGGAAAGAAGGAGAUGAGAAAUGGGCAUAUCAUGAGGAUUCUUUCAAGAACAUGGCUACACACAAGGUCAGCUUGGAUCCAUACAGACUAGAGAGCAGGAGAAUCUUGGCUUUGAUCAAAGAUCACUUGCCAGCCGCCCCUGUUUCUAAGGUAGAGAAGGCCAGUAUCGAUGAGGUCUUCCUGGACUUGUCAACCCAUGUACAUGGUAUCAUGCUUGAGAGGUUCCCAGAACUCAAACGUCCUGCACCGUACGAUGAUCCUACAGAACAGCUGCCUCGUCCUCCAACCACUGCUUUAGAAUGGCACACCGACGCGUUGGUUGAUCUGAAUUCUUCCGAGACCGAGGACGACGAUCCGGACUGGGACGAUGUCGCCAUGGUCAUCGCAUCGGAGAUAGUACGAGGCGUACGAGCCAAGAUCUUCGAAGUUCUUAAAUACACAUGUUCGGCUGGCGUCGCACGAAAUAAGAUGCUUGCAAAACUUGGUUCCGCUCACAAGAAGCCGAACCAACAAACCAUCAUCCGUAAUCGAGCUGUACAUCACUUCUUGAGUGACUUCAAGUUCACCAAAAUAAGAAACCUCGGUGGUAAACUUGGUGAUGAGAUCGUCGCAGCGUUCAGUACAGACACAGUCAAGGACCUACUUGAAGUAUCCAUCGAACAGCUCAAGAAAAAGAUAGGUGAUGAUACUGGUACAUGGCUCUACAACAUCAUUCGCGGCGAGGACCAUAGCGAAGUCAAUCCUCGGACGCAAAUCAAGUCGAUGCUCAGUGCGAAAUCAUUUCGACCUUCUAUCAACACUCUAGACACAGCUGUGAGGUGGAUUCGCAUUUUCGUCGCCGAUAUCUUCUCUCGACUAGUAGAAGAGGGUGUUCUGGAGAACAAAAGACGACCGAAGACUCUCAAUCUCUAUCACAGACAAGGCGCACAGACCAGGAGUAAGUCGGCAUCCAUUCCCAUGGGAAGGACAAUGGAUGAGACUUUGCUGUUUGACAUUGCCAAAGGACUACUUGCUCAGGUCAUUGCAGAGGGCCGAGCAUGGCCGUGUGCGAACCUGUCAUUAAGUGUCAGUGGCUUUGAAGAAGGUGUGACUGGCAACAAAGGUAUUGGUGGAUUUCUGCUGAGAGGAGACGAGGCAAAAGCAAUAUCAGCUGCCCUAAAGGAAUCGUCAGAACCACGCAACCCGGAGACUCCCUCUCCAAGCAAGCGCAGGCGUGUUGAGGAGAGUGGUAUACAACGAUUUUUCGGAGCUAGGCAAGAAAGUUCCGGCGGUCAUUCUGAACGAGAAGAGCAAGACUUUCGCAUGGAAGAUGAUGUGAGAGAGGCUCAUAAGUAA
Messenger RNA from Aureobasidium uvarum, 1671 nucleotides. NCBI's taxonomy places the organism in Eukaryota, Fungi, Ascomycota, Dothideomycetes, Dothideales, Saccotheciaceae. The record is from the annotation of a GenBank genome assembly.